Messenger RNA from Suillus fuscotomentosus, 453 nucleotides. RefSeq lists its product as uncharacterized. The record is from RefSeq and is a predicted model, not a curated record. Bases 1 to 453 code for a protein of 150 amino acids. NCBI's taxonomy places the organism in Eukaryota, Fungi, Basidiomycota, Agaricomycetes, Boletales, Suillaceae. The transcript has 2 exons.
AUGUCAGAAGCAUGGCAGAUGCUACUCCAGGACACCCUUUCACGCUCUUCAUUCCUUUCGCUUCAAGGUGUUGAAGCACAAUCUCUUGAUCAACCUGUUGUGGUUGCAGGCCAUACAUGGUGUCACCUCGCAUCUGUUCGAUUCCACAUUUGGGUCCGGGGAGAGAAGCCGAUCAAUAUUGAUGUUAACAAUGAAUUGCUGGCAUGUGGUACCUUGUCUCUGAACCAAGAUAUGGAUGUGAUUGAUACCAUGAUCGAGAAGGGCAUGGUGAUGAUGUGGGACUAUAUUGCAACUGUCUACCAGGAGGUAGUUCCAGGCAAUCACAUCUCUGCCAUCCGAAACUCCGGUGUUACUUUCUGUGCAGAUUGGGAUUAUCUGUUGAUGGAUCUGAAAUGUGCAGUCCACGAAACAGCCUAUGACCGAUACCACUCAUGGUAUGAAUCAUCCCCGUGA